UGUGUGACCUCAGACCAUGCAGAGAACCGGUGGUUAACCCCUACUACGUGAACAUGGGUUCUGCUCGCGCCCCGGCAACCAGCGCUAACGACAGUGAACAGCAGAGCUUGUCCAGCGUCUCCGACGGCGACACACUCUCACUGACAGACAGCAGUGUGGAUGGUGUUCCACCCUACCGGUAUCGUAAACAGCAUCGUAGAGAGAUGCAUGAAAGUGCCAAAGUCAACGGACGUGUGCCCCAACCUCAUAUACCUCGUACGUACCGUGUACCAAAGGAUGUCCAUGUUGAGCCGGAGAGGUUUGCUGUUGACCUCAUCAGUCGACUGGAGGCAGUUCUGAGAGAGAGAGAAGCACAGGAGAGACUGGAGGAGAGACUGAAGAGGGUCAGACUGGAGGAGGAGGGUGACGACGCCUGACGUCUCCAUGGUAAACUCC
Messenger RNA from Oncorhynchus gorbuscha (pink salmon), 435 nucleotides. RefSeq names its product axin-1-like. The record is from RefSeq and is a predicted model, not a curated record. Lineage: Eukaryota; Metazoa; Chordata; Actinopteri; Salmoniformes; Salmonidae. Gene Ontology annotation, biological process: negative regulation of canonical Wnt signaling pathway. The coding region runs from base 54 to 416 and encodes 120 amino acids. The transcript has 4 exons.